AUGGUUGUCACGCUUAACCCUUCACCGGAAUACGCACACGAAACAAAACACGUGCUACAAUUGGCCGCUGUUGCUAAGGACUUACAAAUAAACAACACAGUUUCCGAUUACCCAAGCUCACUUGAGAGUAGCACUCAUGACUUGAAUAACAGUGUAUGUGCCGAGUUGAUGAAGCUCCGGACCUCUAAUGAAAGACUCCACUAUGAAUUAUUACAAUCUCAAAACUAUAAUGAAGAAUUGACAGCUUUGAUAGACGAAAAACAGGCAACAAAUGCAAUCACUACGCGGGAGUUAGUCGAUUUGGCCAAAGAGAGCAGUCGGCAGUUCUAUGAGCCACAUAUAGAAGCGCUUAAGAGAGAGAUAGAGGAGUUGAAAGAAGAAUAUGAGGAAAUUAUAAGUGAUUUGAAGGAACAAAUGGCCAUGGGGCCGAAAGGAUUCAAGAUUGACCAACUUAUGACUGAAAUUGCUACAUUAAAGGAAAAAUUAACGGCCGAGGAGUUAGCGCGUGCAAGAGCAGAAGAAGAGAUUCAGCAUUUACGAGCCUGUAUUGAAGAGAGGGAUGGAAAUGACGAAGUAUCAAACAACGAUGACAUAUCCAUAACUGAGUCCGAUAGUGAAGAGGAACAAGACGAAUUGUGCAAUGAAAGUCUCGAACCGACAUUUAAAAAAGAAGAUAUUAAUAGGACUAGAUUACUUCGACAAAGUCUAGUAAUUGAUGUCGAUAAUGGAACGGACUAUGUUUCGGAUUUGGAUGACACAUUAAAAGAUGAUAGUGACGAAUCAAGUGAUAAUGUAAUGACUACAUGUAAAAAAAAUAUAUGUCAUGAUUUGGAAAAUGAAGAAUGCAAUUUGGACCUUGUCAGUUUUAAAUCGGGUAACAAAGGCCCUUUCUUUUUUAAUGAAGAUAAUGUAAUUCCUAAGAAAACAGAUGCUAGGGGAACAUAUUGUGGCACUUCAAAUGACCAAUCAAAUAAAGCAAUUGAAUCGUCCAUAGAUGAGGGCUUUCAGUGUGAUAAUGAGGUUGAUGAUGUACCGGAAAUCCUCUUUAAGAAAAGUAUUUCCCUUGCCAAAACAGUUACUGACAUUAAAAACACAUUUAGAAAUGAUUCGUUAGCUCAGUUCGAACAAUUCGAAAUGGAAUCAAAUAAUUGUAAUCCUGCAGAAUCAUUGUCGCCAAAUGAAUUUGGUAAAAAUUUACCCAGUAACACCAAAGGUUUCUUUUAUGAUAGUGAAAAACAUUCUGAACUGGUCAUAACUAAUAUAGAUGAUGAGAGGUCACCAUCUAUCGUUCAAGAUGACGAGAAUGACAAUUAUGAGCCCAGUAUGAUUAAAACGCUUUUGAAAAAGAAAUUUGUUGCUCUACAUGAAAACCCCGAGCAUUUAAAUGUAGACCAAGAUACACUUAAAGGGAACAAAGAAACAGAUUUCAAGGAAAGUUUCGACUGUGUAAUUCUAAAACAUACAUUUGAAGCUUCUCAAGAAUCUGUUGAUUUAUUUGAAUCACCACGUCCAGGGAAUACAGAAAUUAUUCUCAGCGAUAAGCAUAACAAGCCUAGAGAUAAUAUUGAAUCCUUAGAAAGCCCUAAAAAUUUACAACGAGAGAAAUCUCAAGAGUCGAGUAUGAAUAAAACUAUCCCUAGCUUUCCCUUAUUAGAUAAAGAUAACAUAAAUGAAAAAAGCGGAACUGACAACAUUAUCGUAGAAAACAUACGAAAACUGAGUAUAGUCGAUGUUUCUCACAUUGAGGAAGAAACAGCAAAUGAUAGUAAAAAAGAAACUAUUGUUAUCGAAAUAGACGAAAAGGAAUUAAAAAAUCGUCAAUCCCUUUCACCGUUAAUCGAAACAAGUCGUGAAAUUGAAACUACGACUAAAUCAAACAUUCUAGAAGAUGAAAUAAGAACAGAAUCACACAUUUCAAUUGAUGAUGCAUCAUUAAAUGUUAAACAUUAUUUACCUAAACCAUGCGAUUUGUUUAAAGUACCAUUACCAUUAAAUGGAAAUACCAAAUUGGAGAAGGUAAAAGAACAUUCAAAAAAUACCAAUGAUGUUAACGAAAAGACAUCAAAUGACAUAUCAAUUGCAAAUGCAACAAUUAACAAUACUUUAGAUGCUUUUGAGGAUAUUUACAAGAAUAUCACCUUGCCACGUGUGACCGAAUUUGAUUUAUUGGUAUCCACCAUUGAAGAGAAAGCUCCUCCCCCACCGGAGGCUAAAACAAAAUAUAAUUUAAGACAGAAAUCUAUUAAAACCAGAGCUCAACAUACUAAAGAAGAAAUAGUUCAGUUAGGAAAUAAUAAAAAUGAUCAGGAUAAGGUUAAAACAUUUGAUGGCAAUGAUGAAAUACUGAUUGAAACUCAAGCAAAAUGUGAAUCAAAGCCAAAACGAAAUCUUAGACUGCGCCGGCGCAAAGACGACGGUGAACUAAAAUUUAAGGACAUAGCCAAUUUGCAAGCUGAAUUUAGUGACGUUACUAUGAAUUUGCCUGCGCCAACUAAACUGGUAGAAGAUAUUCCUUCGCCUGUAAAAGAUGAUGAAGAAAAUAUAUCUCCAAUACUAGGCAUACAAAGCUGUCCAUCCAAAUCUGUAACUCGCAGCCGAAGAAAGCUGUUUACUCCGAGAGCAGAGGCGCUUGAGGAAACAUGUCCACAGACCGUUGACGGUGGCGAACAAAUUCGCGUUCCGCGACCGUCUUACCACCGACCAAGAGCUCGUAGAAAGCUUUGA
Messenger RNA from Pieris macdunnoughi, 2724 nucleotides. NCBI's taxonomy places the organism in Eukaryota, Metazoa, Arthropoda, Insecta, Lepidoptera, Pieridae. The record is from the annotation of a GenBank genome assembly.